Messenger RNA from Lineus longissimus, 3494 nucleotides. RefSeq names its product ice-structuring glycoprotein-like. NCBI's taxonomy places the organism in Eukaryota, Metazoa, Nemertea, Pilidiophora, Heteronemertea, Lineidae. The transcript has a single exon. The record is from RefSeq and is a predicted model, not a curated record. The annotation marks the transcript as partial.
GUCGUUGCUGUGCUGACGGCUGCAAGUGCUGUGACGCCUGUGCCAAGGGUGGUGAAUGCACCUGUGAGAAGUGUACCUGCUGCUGCUGCUGCCAGUCCAAGGCCAAGUCCUGCUGCUGUGCCGGAGGCUGCAAGUGCUGUGACGCCUGUGCCAAGGGUGGUGAAUGUACCUGUGAGAAGUGUACCUGCUGCUGCUGCUGCCAGUCCAAGGCCAAGUCCCGCUGCUGUGCCGGUGGCUGCAAGUGCUGUGAAGCCUGUGCCAAGGGUGGUGAAUGUACCUGUGAGAAGUGUACCUGCUGCUGCUGCUGCAAGUCCAAGGCCAAGUCCUGCUGCUGUGCCGGUGGCUGCAAGUGCUGCGACGCCUGUGCCAAGGGUGGUGAAUGCACCUGUGAGAAGUGUACCUGCUGCUGCUGCUGCAAGUCCAAGGCCAAGUCCUGCUGCUGUGCUGGUGGCUGCAAGUGCUGCGACGCCUGUGCCAAGGGUGGUGAAUGCACCUGUGAGAAGUGUACCUGCUGCUGCUGCUGCCAGUCCAAGGCCAAGUCCUGCUGCUGUGCCGGAGGCUGCAAGUGCUGUGACGCCUGUGCCAAGGGUGGUGAAUGCACCUGUGAGAAGUGUACCUGCUGCUGCUGCUGCCAGUCCAAGGCAAAGUCCUGCUGCUGUGCUGACGGCUGCAAGUGCUGUGACGCCUGUGCCAAGGGUGGUGAAUGCACCUGUGAGAAGUGUACCUGCUGCUGCUGCUGCAAGUCCAAGGCAAAGUCCUGCUGCUGUGCUGACGGCUGCAAGUGCUGUGAAGCCUGUGCCAAGGGUGGUGAAUGUACCUGUGAGAAGUGUACCUGCUGCUGCUGCUGCAAGUCAAAGGCCAAGUCGAGCUGCUGUGCCGGUGGCUGCAAGUGCUGCGACGCCUGUGCCAAGGGUGGUGAAUGCACCUGUGAGAAGUGUACCUGCUGCUGCUGCUGCAAGUCAAAGGCCAAGUCCUGCUGCUGUGCCGGAGGCUGCAAGUGCUGUGACGCCUGUGCCAAGGGUGGUGAAUGCACCUGUGAGAAGUGUACCUGCUGCUGCUGCUGCAAGUCCAAGGCAAAGUCCUGCUGCUGUGCUGGUGGCUGCAAGUGCUGCGACGCCUGUGCCAAGGGUGGUGAAUGCACCUGUGAGAAGUGUACCUGCUGCUGCUGCUGCCAGUCCAAGGCAAAGUCCUGCUGCUGUGCUGACGGCUGCAAAUGCUGUGACGCCUGUGCCAAGGGUGGUGAAUGCACCUGUGAGAAGUGUACCUGCUGCUGCUGCUGCAAGUCAAAGGCCAAGUCCUGCUGCUGUGCCGGAGGCUGCAAGUGCUGUGACGCCUGUGCCAAGGGUGGUGAAUGUACCUGUGAGAAGUGUACCUGCUGCUGCUGCUGCCAGUCCAAGGCGAAGUCCUGCUGCUGUGCUGACGGCUGCAAAUGCUGUGACGCCUGUGCCAAGGGUGGUGAAUGCACCUGUGAGAAGUGUGCCUGCUGUUGCUGCUGCAAGUCCAAGGCAAAGUCCUGCUGCUGUGCCGAUGGCUGCAAGUGCUGUGACGCCUGUGCCAAGGGUGGUGAAUGCACCUGUGAGAAGUGUACCUGCUGCUGCUGCUGCAAGUCCAAGGCCAAGUCCUGCUGCUGUGCCGGUGGCUGCAAGUGCUGUGACGCCUGUGCCAAGGGUGGUGAAUGUACCUGUGAGAAGUGUACCUGCUGCUGCUGCUGCCAGUCCAAGGCGAAGUCCUGCUGCUGUGCUGACGGCUGCAAAUGCUGUGACGCCUGUGCCAAGGGUGGUGAAUGCACCUGUGAGAAGUGUGCCUGCUGCUGCUGCUGCAAGUCCAAGGCAAAGUCCUGCUGCUGUGCCGAUGGCUGCAAGUGCUGUGACGCCUGUGCCAAGGGUGGUGAAUGCACCUGUGAGAAGUGUACCUGCUGCUGCUGCUGCAAGUCCAAGGCCAAGUCCUGCUGCUGUGCCGGUGGCUGCAAGUGCUGUGACGCCUGUGCCAAGGGUGGUGAAUGUACCUGUGAGAAGUGUACCUGCUGCUGCUGCUGCAAGUCCAAGGCCAAGUCCUGCUGCUGUGCCGGUGGCUGCAAGUGCUGUGAAGCCUGUGCCAAGGGUGGUGAAUGCACCUGUGAGAAGUGUACCUGCUGCUGCUGCUGCAAGUCCAAGGCAAAGUCCUGCUGCUGUGCCGAUGGCUGCAAGUGCUGCGACGCCUGUGCCAAGGGUGGUGAAUGCACCUGUGAGAAGUGUACCUGCUGCUGCUGCUGCAAGUCCAAGGCAAAGUCCUGCUGCUGUGCCGGAGGCUGCAAGUGCUGUGACGCCUGUGCCAAGGGUGGUGAAUGUACCUGUGAGAAGUGUACCUGCUGCUGCUGCUGCCAGUCCAAGGCAAAGUCCUGCUGCUGUGCCGGUGGCUGCAAGUGCUGUGAAGCCUGUGCCAAGGGUGGUGAAUGUACCUGUGAGAAGUGUACCUGCUGCUGCUGCUGCCAGUCCAAGGCAAAGUCCUGCUGCUGUGCCGGUGGCUGCAAGUGCUGUGAAGCCUGUGCCAAGGGUGGUGAAUGCACCUGUGAGAAGUGUACCUGCUGCUGCUGCUGCAAGUCCAAGGCCAAGUCCAGCUGCUGUGCCGGUGGCUGCAAGUGCUGUGAAGCCUGUGCCAAGGGUGGUGAAUGUACCUGUGAGAAGUGUACCUGCUGCUGCUGCUGCUGCAAGUCGUCCGGUGCAAGCUGUGGCAAGGCUGGUCAGUAAAGGAUGCUGUUAAAUAUUGAAGUUCCUUUUUGUGACCCUUGAUUAUAGCAGUGCAUGGUGUGUUGGCAGUAUAGUAUUGUAAUUUUUAUGAUUUAAGAGUAUCUCCUUUGAAUAAUACAACUUUCGAAUAGGCGAAGUGAUGGACGUUAAAAAGCCGUUUCAUUGUUCAAAAUACAUAUUUCACAAAAAUUCAUACGUUUUUGAAAAUGAAUAAAUGAAAUUGAAUGAAAUAAUCUAACUGACUAGUUUCUCAAUAAUUAACCUGACUCAGCACUCUCUAUUAUUGAGAACUUGUGACCUUUAUUUAGUAAACAUUUAAGUAGCCUAGUUGUUCACCGUGACAGUGACGAACACCGGGAUACAGCUAGUGUGAAGUAUAUUUCUCAGUACUUUCUAUUCAGCCGCCAGUAUAUGUAUAAGUAAUAAUUUUCAGCUAUUUGUUAUAUAUGAAUUAACAGUUGUGAAUACGGGCCACUUGUGUCUGAAAACUUACUGAUAGCGCAAUGUACAUGUACAUACAUGCAUUAUCCUAGACACUAAUACCAACCGAGACCGUAACAUUUAACUUGUAGGCCUACACCUAUUUCUUGAUUACCUUUGGUAUCAUGAUACCGGUAUUGCUAAAGCCUUAAGCUAUCAUUCUUGUCAAUAUUCUCACUGAUACAUGUGAAAUAUAUUACUGAUUAUGUUAGCAAUCUUUAACCUACCCAAUAUGUAUAUUUUCAAACUGAUAUCGGAAAUACACUCAUUGCUUGAAGUAAAAAUGGA